GGUCUUGACUCGCUUACUCGCUCUCGGAGUUCCACGCAAGGAGUGGGGAUAGCUGAUGGGGUGUUGGGGAAGGAGCUGUCGUCGUUGGCAAAAGAAGUGGCGAGAAUGGAGACCGUGCGGAUGUAUGCCGGGGCAGUGAUGAAGAUGUGCCUUUGAGAUUCACCAGCUUCUUUACAAAGCACCAAUUUUGGGAGAUGACAGUCCCAGGGCAUCUUCACUGGAACCGAUUGUAAGUUAAUUGUUGAGGCAAGAAUGGUUGAGUUCCCAUUCCCACAAAAAAGAAAAAAAAAACUUUAUCUUCUUAGGAUAAUGCCCCUUCCAAAUGUUCUUGUACUGCUCCAUGGAGAGAGCAUGAUUUCCCAUCAGUAAGAUUGGAGACUAAUGAUUUCAUAGAGAAAGUGCCCUGAUGUGUCUCCAAACUCGUUGAUCUUUCCCAUGCAAGAGAUAAACUGAGUCACUGAAGAAAUAAGCUGAGUAAGGCAUGCCCAUUCUGAAAUUCAUCUUGUUUGAGAUCUCCAUAAAUUUUGAACCUAAGAAUUGUUCUCCUUGUUCCAAACAUCAUCAAUGGCAGACCUCUAUCAGUAACAGAUUUAUAUAAACAACAAUGAAGCUUGAUAGCAUGGUAGGAGACAUCGAAGAUGCUGUAUCUUCUGCAAUAAACAAAAACUUGAGGAAGCAGAGUUUAGAGGAUGCAAGGCUGCUUGCUAUAAAAACCUUUAAACUUACAGAAGACAUCUUAGUAUCGGUUUCAAAAACACGGCCCCAGUGGACACAUCUUGUGUCAGCAGUUGACCAUAGAGUUGAUCGGGCAUUAGCUAUUUUAAGACCUCAGGCAAUCGCAGAUCAUCGCUCUCUUCUUUCUUCCCUUGGAUGGCCUCCACCUCUCUCCACUGUAACAGUUACAGGUGAUGCAACAAAAUCGACUGAAUCCCAAAAUCCUCUCUUUACAAUGCAAGGAAAGCUCAAACAGCAAUACUGUGAAAAUUUUCUUGCCCUAUGCAGCCUACAAGAGAUUCAAAGACGAAGGAAAUCUCGACAACUUGAAGGUUACAGUAAAGAGGUUUCUUUGCCACAGCCCCUUUGGGCAAUUGAAGAGCUUGUAAAUCCUAUAUCAUUAGCAGCUCAAGAACAUUUUUCAAAGUGGAUUGAUAAGCCAGAAUUUAUUUUUAUUCUCACUUACAAGAUUACAAGGGAUUAUGUCGACUCUAUAGACGAAGUUUUGCAACCUCUUGUUGAUGAAGCCAGGUUGGUGGGGUAUAGUUGCAGAGAAGAAUGGAUAUCAUCAAUGGUAACCUCCUUGUCAACUUACUUGGCAAAGGAGAUAUUCCCAAGUUACAUCAGUCAACUCGAUGAAGACUCCAACUUUGGUGUUCAAUCACAGACUAGAAUAUCGUGGCUUCAUCUAGUCGACCUGAUGAUAUCUUUUGAUAAAAGAAUUAAAUCACUUGUUGAGCAGUCUGGACUUUUGCUUUCUUUUGAUGAAAACGGGAACUUGCAAAGACUUUCUUCAUUAGCUGUCUUUUGUGAUAGACCUGAUUGGCUUGAUUUAUGGGCAGAAAUGGAGCUAAGUGAUGCGAUGGUUAAACUACAAACUGAGGUAGAUAAUGAGAGGAAUUGGUCUGAUAAGAUUCCAGCUGCAGCUCUUCCUUCUUCCUCUGAGCAUUCUAAAUCUCCUGCAAUUUCCACCAUCUUUAUUAAGCACCUCUCGUCUUUGGUUUAUCGCUGUCAAUCACUGCCUAGUAUCUCAUUGAGGUCAAGAUUUUUCAAGCUAGCUGGUUCUCCUAUCAUAGCCAAUUUUUUUAACUGUGUACUGAUCAGGUGCCAGGAAGCUGAAGGUUUAACUGCCUUGACAGACGAUGAUGCAUUGGUUAAAGUUGCAAACUCGAUUAAUGCCGCACGAUAUUUUGAAUCUAUUCUAAAAGAAUGGUGUGAAGACAUGUUUUUCCUCGAGAUGGGAUCAGCUUCUGAUGAGCUGUUAGAGAGUCCAUCAACUGGUAUAAUUGACUCAGAGAUUAGAAAGUUUGAGGAGUUUAGACGAGAAUGGGUUGAGAAAAUAUCCAUGGUUAUUCUGAGGGGUUUUGACGCUCAAAGUAGAGAUUACAUAAAGAACAAAAAACAAUGGAAGGAAAAAUGUGAAGAUGGCUGGACAGUGUCCAGGCUUUUAAUUGGAGCUUUAGAUUAUUUGCAAGGAAAAAUGUCUACUUUAGAAAAGAAUUUGAACGGGAUCGACUUCGUUUCACUCUGGAGAACAUUGGCUGCCGGUGUCGAUCGAUUUCUUUUCAAUUGCAUACUGAUGAGCAAUGUGCAGUUUAAUGAUGAUGGAGUAAAGAGGUUUGGUGAUGAUAUGGAAGUUUUGUUUGGGAUAUUUAGGUCUUGGUGUUUGAGGCCUGAAGGUUUUUUCCCAAAAAUAAGUGAGAGCAUGAAAUUGUUGAAGAUGAAGGAAGAGCAACUAAAAAGUAGUUUGGUGGGAGAACAGAGUUGGAUGAAGGAAAAUGGAGUCAAACAUUUGAGUACUGCUGAAGUAGACAGAAUUGUGAAGAGUAGGAUGCUAUAGAAACAGAAAGUUCGAUAAUACAUGUUUGGGAGUCAUAUUUAAAAUUUUUAAUGUAUACUUUUCAUCCCUCAAAAUCAAUUUUGAUGAAAUGAAAGUAGUGUUUUUAAGUGUAAAAUCAAACAAGUUGAUUUUAAAUGAUUUUCGAUGUUUUAGAGUGAAUUUGAGUAUGGUAAAAGUAAUUCUUAUUGGUUUA
Cucumis melo (muskmelon) is the source of this 2747-nucleotide messenger RNA. Its product is annotated as RINT1-like protein MAG2. Gene Ontology annotation, cellular component: Dsl1/NZR complex. Gene Ontology annotation, biological process: endoplasmic reticulum to Golgi vesicle-mediated transport; retrograde vesicle-mediated transport, Golgi to endoplasmic reticulum; regulation of ER to Golgi vesicle-mediated transport. The record is from RefSeq and is a predicted model, not a curated record. NCBI's taxonomy places the organism in Eukaryota, Viridiplantae, Streptophyta, Magnoliopsida, Cucurbitales, Cucurbitaceae. The coding region runs from base 605 to 2554 and encodes 649 amino acids. The transcript has 5 exons.